Etheostoma cragini (Arkansas darter) is the source of this 5225-nucleotide messenger RNA. It is a transcript of the gene cadpsa, whose product is annotated as Ca2+-dependent activator protein for secretion a. Gene Ontology annotation, biological process: synaptic vesicle exocytosis; positive regulation of exocytosis; dense core granule exocytosis. The transcript is spliced from 31 exons. The coding region runs from base 304 to 4335 and encodes 1343 amino acids. The record is from RefSeq and is a predicted model, not a curated record. Lineage: Eukaryota; Metazoa; Chordata; Actinopteri; Perciformes; Percidae. Gene Ontology annotation, cellular component: glutamatergic synapse.
UCAUGAUAAAUCCCUCCUAUGUGCCACUGUCUGGUACACUUGAAAGGCUGGGAAAUCACGCAAACAGCACUUUCAUUUUUACUGCCGAGGUUGACUCGUCUGACGGCAGCUUUCUUGUUCUUGAAAAGCAGCAGUCAGAAACGCUCAACAGGCAGUGCUCCUCGUCUCCACGGCGGCUUCCCCUGGCUCUCUCCCUCUGUGGCUGACGCCGAAGCUGAUCGGCAUCUUUCCCCCCUACUUUUUCAGACUUAGCCUACCUUUGCAGCAGGUAGCCUCUUUAUUCUCCAACCGAGCCUCGGCAGCAUGUUGGACCCGUCUUCCAGCGAAGAGGAAGGGGAUGAGAUAGUGGAGGUGGAGCGCAAAGAGGUGGCGGCCCCGAAGAGCCUCGGAGGAGCCCGGCUGUCACCGGGCCGAGCCUCCGAAGGAGACGCAGGGAUCCAGCCUCGGGGCCGAGGGAGCGGCGGGGGCCGACCCUCCAGCCCCACACCGUCGGUGGGCAACGACAAGGAGAAAGAGGACCUGGAGAAGAUGCAGAGAGAGGAGGAGGAGAGGAAAAAGAGACUCCAGCUGUAUGUGUUUGUGAUGCGCUGCAUUGCUUAUCCCUUCAACGCAAAGCAACCUACUGAUAUGGCCAGGAGGCAGCAGAAGAUCAGUAAGCAGCACUUGCAGACGGUCAAGGAGCGUUUCCAGGCGUUCCUCAGCGGAGACACGCAGAUCGUGGCCGAUGAAGCCUUCAUCAAUGCUGUCCAAAGCUACUAUGAGAUCUUCCUGAAAAGUGAUCGUGUGUCCCGGAUGGUGCAGAGUGGCGGCUGCUCGGCCAGCGACUCCCGGGAGGUUUUUAAGAAGCACAUAGAGAAGCGGGUGCGCAGCCUGCCAGAGAUCGACGGCCUCAGCAAAGAGACAGUGCUGAGCUCCUGGAUUGCCAAGUUCGACACCAUCUACCGCGGUGAAGAGGACCCCAGGAAGCACCAGCAGAGAAUGACUGCCAGCGCCGCCUCUGAACUCAUCCUCAGCAAGGACCAGCUGUACGAGAUGUUCCAGCAGAUCCUGGGCAUCAAGAAGUUUGAGCACCAGCUCCUCUAUAACGCCUGCCAGCUGGACAACCCAGAUGAGCAGGCAGCCCAGAUCAGAAGAGAGCUGGACGGACGCCUGCAAAUGGCAGACCAGAUAGCUCGGCAUGGUGGAAGGUUUCCCAGGUUUGCAUCUAGAGAGAUGGAGGCCAUGUACAUCGAGGAGCUGCGAUCGUCCGUCAACCUGCUGAUGGCCAACCUGGAGAGCAUGCCCGUGGCCAAGGGAGGAGAGUUCAAGCUGCAGAAGCUUAAACGAGGCCACAAUGCAUCCAUCAUGGACAUGGGCCAGGAGGACGAGAACACACUGUCCAAGUCUGACGUGGUGCUGUCCUUCACCCUGGAGGUGGUAAUCAUGGAAGUCCAGGGUCUGAAGUCGUUGGCUCCAAACAGGAUUGUUUACUGCACCAUGGAGGUGGAGGGAGGACAUAAACUGCAGACGGACCAGGCCGAGGCCUCGAAACCCACUUGGGGUACCCAGGGUGACUUCACCACUACCCAGCCGUUACCUGCGGUGAAGGUGAAGCUGUUCACUGAGAGCACAGGUGUGUUGGCUCUGGAAGACAAGGAGCUGGGGAAGGUUGUUCUCCACCCAACUCCCAACAGUCCAAAGCACUCUGAGCUCCACAAGAUGGCGGUUUCUAAAGGCUGUCCAGACAAUGACCUCAAGAUCAAACUGGCCAUUCGCAUGGACAAACCACAGAACAUGAAGCAUUGCGGGUACCUUUGGGCCAUCGGCAAAAACGUGUGGAAACGAUGGAAGAAGAGAUUCUUUGUGCUGGUUCAGGUGAGUCAGUACACCUUUGCCAUGUGCAGCUACAGAGAGAAGAAGGCCGAGCCGGUGGAGCUCCUCCAGCUGGACGGUUACACAGUGGACUACACCGACCCGCAGCCAGGUCUAGACGGCGGUCGAACGUUCUUCAACGCUGUGAAAGAGGGCGACACUGUGAUCUUUGCCAGUGACGAUGAGCAGGACCGGAUCCUCUGGGUACAGGCCAUGUACAGAGCUACCGGACAGUCACACAAGCCAGUUCCUCCCACACAGGUCCAGAAACUCAAUUCCAGGGGGGGCACAGCACCACAGCUCGAUGCACCCAUAUCUCAGUUCUAUGCUGAUCGAGCCCAGAAGCACGGCAUGGACGAGUUCAUUUCUGCCAACCCCUGCAACUUUGACCAUGGCUCACUGUUUGAGCUGGUACAGCGCCUCACUCUGGAUCACAGACUCAACGACUCUUACUCCUGCCUGGGCUGGUUUAGUCCCGGUCAGGUGUUUGUCUUAGAUGAGUACUGUGCUCGCUACGGCGUUCGAGGCUGCCAUCGGCAUUUAUGUUACCUGAGCGAUCUGUUGGAGAGGGCGGAGAACGGAGCCAUGAUCGACCCCACCCUGCUGCACUACAGCUUUGCCUUCUGUGCCUCCCAUGUCCAUGGAAACAGUUCAUGUGUGUCUGAGUUGCUAAACUGGCCUGCUUCUGAGGCCGAACUUGAACAAGCCCUGCUCCUCUCUGCCCCUGGGCGUCCUGCCCAAACUGCUAAAAGAGAACUCAAAAUCAUUGAGUUCAUGAAGAAAAAGGACUUCAGGUCCACAAUUUUCUCAGGAACAAGAAGGCCUGAUGGUAUCGGCACAGUGACCAUGGAAGAGAAGGAUCACUUUGAGGAGAUCAAGGAGAGGCUACGGGUGCUUCUGGAGAACCAGAUUACACACUUCAGGUACUGCUUUCCAUUUGGACGGCCAGAGGGAGCGCUGAAAGCGACUCUGUCCUUGCUUGAAAGGGUUCUGAUGAAAGAUAUUGCAACUCUUGUUCCGCAAGAGGAAGUCAAGUCUGUGAUCCGGAAGUGUCUGGAGCAGGCAGCUCUGGUCAACUACCAACGCCUGUCAGAGUAUGCCAAACUGGAAGGGAAAAAGAGAGAGAUGUAUGAGCAUCCUGUCUUCUGCUUGGCGUCUCAAGUGAUGGAUUUAACCAUUCAGAAUGUAGGACGGUUGGUCACCCCUGCUAAAAAACUGGAGGACAAUAUUCGCCUGGCCGAGCUGGUGAUUGAGGUGCUUCAACAGAACGAGGAACACCAUGCAGAGGGAAAAGAGGCCUUUGCAUGGUGGUCAGACCUGAUGGUGGAGCACGCCGAGACCUUCCUGUGUCUCUACUCGGCUGAUAUGGACGCCGCUCUCGAGGUUCAGCCGCCCGACAGCUGGGACAGUUUCCCCCUCUUCCAACUGCUCAACGACUUCCUAAGAAUGGACUACAACCUGUGCAAUGGGAAGUUCCACAAACACCUGCAGGACUUGUACGCCCCACUGGUGGUGCGAUAUGUGGACCUGAUGGAGUCCUCCAUUGCUCAGUCCAUUCACAGAGGCUUUGAAAGGGAAUCCUGGGAACCUGUCAAUAAUGGCUCCGGGACGUCGGAGGAUCUCUUCUGGAAGCUGGAUGCUCUGCAGACCUUCAUCAGAGACCUCCACUGGCCAGAGGAGGAGUUUGGCAAACACCUGGAGACCCGACUCAAGCUGAUGUCCAGUGACAUGAUCGAAUCAUGUGUAAAACGGACACGGACAGCGUUUGAGGCCAAGCUUCAGAAGAGCAGCCGGGCCACAGACUUCCGCGUGCCACAGUCAAUCUGCACCAUGUUCAACGUCAUGGUGGAUGCCAAGGCCCAGUCAGCCAAGCUGUGUGCCAUGGACCUGGGGCAGGAGUUUGUUAGAGACUGGAGACAAUACCAUUCCCAAAUUGACAAUCUGAUUGAAGAGACGGUGAAGGAGAUGAUAACCCUGCUAGUAGCAAAGUUCAUGGUCAUCCUAGAGAGUGUAUUGGCCAAGCUCUCCAGAUAUGACGAGGGAACACUCUUCUCUUCCUUCCUGUCUUUCACAGUGAAAGCUGCCUCCAAGUACGUGGAUGUACCUAAGCCCGGGAUGGAUGUUGCCGACGGUUACGUGACAUUUGUUCGUCACUCCCAGGACAUGCUGCGGGAGAAAGUCAACGAGGAGGUGUACGUAGAGCGACUAUUUGAUCAAUGGUACACCAGCACUAUGAACCUGCUAGGGACAUGGCUGACUGACCGUAUGGACCUGCAGCUCCACCUAUAUCAGCUGAAGAUCCUCAUCAGGAUUGUCAAGAAAAAGUACCGUGACUUCCGCCUUCAAGGGGUGCUGGACUCCACGUUGAACAGCAAGAUGUAUGAGACAGUGAGAAACCGGCUGACCUUGGAAGAAGCCACUGCCUCAGUGAGGGAAGGAGGGAUGCAAGGCGUUUCCAUGAAGGACAGUGAUGAAGACAACUAGAUCAUGGGCCUGAAAACUGCUAAGAAGUAAAGCUUUUCAGAGGGGGGAACUCAGGCAGCCAUGCCUACAGACUGGCCCAACGUCCAACUUUUCCCUCACAUUCCUUCAUGUUUCAGUUUUUUUUUCCAUUCCUGUAAUAGUUCCUUUUUGUGUCUAUAAACACUUGCAACACACAAGGCUGUCCGAUCAAUGCUAUUCAUCUAGAAAUUCCCCAUGUAGGCUCAUCAAGCUUUAAUUCCUCAAAAUUAAAACUCAAAUAUGGCCAGAAUAUCCAAAAGAGGCUAAAAUGUGACGGAAGUGUGAGACAAUCACAGAUGUGACCAUGAACGCCAUGCAAAGCGGCCUCCCAAAUACAAUGAGAAAGACAGGCAGGUGAUUGCAUCUAUAUGGAGUAAAUUCAAAACAUGUUGUAUCUUCUUUUUGUCCAACUUGAAAUGUCUACAGUCUUUGCUCUGGACUUUUUCUGUUGCUUGUCGCUAAGACUGAAAAGUACAUUGAGCAGUCUCUUUACUUUACACUGUUCUGCUAGAGAAGAACUUAUAAAACACUCAAUUGAUCCAGGCCUCUUAACUGUGGUUCUAAGUGAAAUAGUGAAGUAGUGAAAUAGAUACAGGUGUAUGUUAAUAUGCAUAAUGAACUUUUUAGUGUUGAAGUCAUAUUGUGAUUUAUCCAAAUGGCACUGGUUGUUACUCGUUGGUUUAAGAUCCAAAACUACAAACAAAACAUUCAUUAAAUAUUUACCAAAUUACCCCUGAAUGUUCUCAAGCAACUCGUUCUUACUCCAAACUCGGAAAAUACCAUGUUUGGACAGUGGCUCUCCGCGUCUGAUGCAACGAACCCUACGGCGUGUGUGUAGAACGUUCCGAGGAGAGCAGCAUCUAGACGGGCUU